CUUAACGAUGACUAUCCUGUCUGCUGCAAUCUGUACAAAAUCUGGAACACCUUUGAUCUCACGUCAAUACAAGCAAUUGACGAGAACUAGAGUUGAAGGGUUACUCAAUACAUUCCCAAAGUUGAUCCCAACAAACAGUCAAAAUACCACGGUCGAAACUGAGGCUAUAAGAUUCUUAUAUCAACCAAUCAAUGACCUUUAUCUCGUUUUGAUCACCAACAAAGGUUCUAACAUUCUACAAGAUAUUGAGACUUUAAACUUAUUUAACAGAAUUACUAUUGACAUAAUCAAACAAUUUGAUCAAGAGAUUAUUUUGAAUCACGCGUUUGAUUUAUUAAUUGCAUGGGAUGAGAUUAUUGAAUUAGGAUAUAGAGAUAAUAACAACUUCAAUCAAAUAAAAUUGUUGUUAGAAAUGGAUUCACAUGAGGAGAAAAUACAAGAGAUUAUCGCCAAGAACAAAGAAAUGGAAGCUAAGGAGGAAUUGAAGAGAAGAGCAAGGCAGUUAGAACUUCAACGUAGGGAAGCAGCAAGAGUUGGCCAAUCUACUGGUUUAUCUAUGGGUAAAUAUUCAUCAUCCUCUGAAAUCAAUAUGUCAUCUACGCCUUCAAUUGAGCAAACGUCUCCUAUCCAACAACAACAACCAAGUCAAUCACGAUCACAAUCUCAUUCAUUCAAAGGUACUGGUAUGAAAUUAGGUGGAAAGAAAAAGAAUACAUUAGACGUCACUGACUGAUUGAUAUGUAUAUAUAUAUAUACCUAAAAUUACACUGCUUAACAUACACAACUAUCUUUAUUUUUAGUCAAAUUUUCAUCGUCAACUCUGAUUGAAUUAGACUGUGUUGACUUAUUGUUCAACUUGUCUUUGGCUUGUUGAAUUGGCAACAACUGACCAAUUUUCAAGAAGAGUUCGUUUAUACCUGCCCCGGAUUUGGCUGAACAGGUGGCGUGAUAAGAGACAUCCAAUUCUUCACACAGUUUCUCGACAUCAGAGUUUGCAACCUGCUUGGUGUUAUCAGGUAUAUCAGAUUUGUUACCUGCUAAGAUGAUAAUUGUGUUACUGUCUGCUUGUCUUUUGAGUUCCUCGAUCCAUUUGACUGCCCUGUCGAGACUGUCCUUGGAACCGACAGAGUAGACAACCAAAGCAGCGUGGGCGUACCUAUAAUACAUUGGUGCCAGUGACUUAUACCUCUCCUGACCGGCAGUAUCCCUUACAAUGAAUGAGAUAACAGGGGGAGUGAGAACAAAAACCUACCAGAUUUCAAACUUAAUAAGAUCUUCAGCUAUUUUCAUCUGUUGUGUUAAGAAAGCAGCGCCUAUAGUCGACUCUCUAUCCUCUGCGAACUGCUGCUUCACGAAACGUAGCACGCUGUACUGGAUGAGAUAGGAGGACUUUCC
Wallemia mellicola CBS 633.66 is the source of this 1395-nucleotide messenger RNA. Its product is annotated as snare-like protein. The transcript has 3 exons. NCBI's taxonomy places the organism in Eukaryota, Fungi, Basidiomycota, Wallemiomycetes, Wallemiales, Wallemiaceae. Gene Ontology annotation, biological process: endoplasmic reticulum to Golgi vesicle-mediated transport; Golgi localization; retrograde vesicle-mediated transport, Golgi to endoplasmic reticulum. The record is from RefSeq and is a predicted model, not a curated record. Gene Ontology annotation, cellular component: COPI vesicle coat; cytosol. Bases 8 to 733 code for a protein of 241 amino acids.